Durusdinium trenchii is the source of this 1047-nucleotide messenger RNA. The record is from the annotation of a GenBank genome assembly. Lineage: Eukaryota; Dinophyceae; Suessiales; Symbiodiniaceae.
UAAUAUUUUGCGAUCAAUCUGAUGCCACAGGAAGAGGUAGAAAUGCCCAAGGGAGAGAAGCCCACCGAGGAGGAAAGCCAGCUGAGAGCCGCCCUGCGCUGCGUGGGCUUUGCCUCAGGGGUCAUCAUCGGGCUGAUCGUGUAUGGCGUAUUGCAGGAGCGCAUCAUGUCCGAACCCUACGACAACGAGAUUUUCAGGACCUCCGUUUUCUUAGUCUUCAUGAACCGCGUGGCCGCCAUCUUGUUUGCACUACUCAUGGUGGCCAUUCAGGGCGAAAGUUACAAAGCUUCUGUGCCGCUUUGGAAAUAUUUGGCGGUCUCCCUGUCCAACGUGGCGGCCACGUGGUGCCAGUAUGAGGCCCGCUUCUUCGAGGCUUUGAAGUACGUGACCUUCCCCGUACAGAUGCUGGGGAAGAGCUUCAAGAUGAUGCCUGUGAUGGUGUGGGGCAUCCUGAUCUCGGGUCAGAAGUACAAAGCGACCGACUGGCUCAUUGCUGCAGGAGUCACUGGCGGAGUGACAGCCUUCCUCAUGACAGGCGACAUCAAGUCGAAGCACUCGGAGGGCAGCAGUGCUUAUGGUUUGCUGCUGCUGUGUUGUUUUCUUGCAUGUGAUGGUUUCACCUCAACCUUUCAAGAAAAGUUGUUCAAGGAGCACAAGACAUCCAAGUACAAUCAGAUGCUCUACGUGAAUGGCAGCAGCUCGCUGGUCUCGGCGGCGACGUUGCUCGUCUCGGGUGGCUUCUUCCAGGCAAUGGGCUUCAUUGGUAGGCACCCCAACUUCAUUUUCGAUGCCUCCAUCCUUUCCGCCUCGGCGGUCACCGGGCAGUUUUUCAUCUACUCCCUGGUGAAGGAGUUUGGAGCUCUGGUGCUGGCAGCAACCAUGAAUAUGCGCCAGGUCUUAUCGAUCCUUACCUCCUACAUCAAGUACUCUCAUCCCAUCAGCUUCCUUCAAAUCCUGUCGCUUUGCGCCGUUUUCGCAUCGCUCUUCUACAAGAGUUACUUGAGCUACCUCAAGGGAAAGCAGCCCAAAGAACCGAAGACACCAGGC